This is a messenger RNA of Pichia membranifaciens NRRL Y-2026, 1533 nucleotides long. RefSeq lists its product as hypothetical. The transcript has a single exon. Gene Ontology annotation, biological process: retrograde vesicle-mediated transport, Golgi to endoplasmic reticulum. NCBI's taxonomy places the organism in Eukaryota, Fungi, Ascomycota, Pichiomycetes, Pichiales, Pichiaceae. Gene Ontology annotation, cellular component: SNARE complex; endoplasmic reticulum; membrane. The record is from RefSeq and is a predicted model, not a curated record. Bases 24 to 1136 code for a protein of 370 amino acids.
GUUGUAUCCCAGAAUCAAGCAAAAUGGAUCAGACGUUGUUUUUUAGGCAAUGUGUGGACAUUUAUACGGAAUCGUUGAAGGAAAAUGAGAAUCUGGAGAAGGAGAGACUGACUGAAAGACCUUUCAACAAGACACCUCGUGCAGAGUAUCAUAUUGCAAGCAGUGCCUUUUACACGAAAGCCACAUCAAUGCAUCAUGCAUUAAUAUCACUAAUAACACUAAUCAACACCGUUCGACCCCAAUAUCUUUUAGCAAAUUCGAGAGAGCUCUCCGAGGAGCAGAAGAUUAUGCUCGACACCGAAAUCAAGACUAAAAUUCAAAGAUUGACGGGGAAGGUAAAAAACCUUCAGGAUGUUGAAGCUCGUUUACAAAAGAUGGGUGCAGACUCCGAGGAGCUCACUUCAGCACUUGACAAAAUAGGAUUUUGUAUUUCAACCGAAGGUCAGAAUUGGAACAGGCUACAGACUUUGACUCGGAACUUGAUUUCUAUGGGAGACUAUUCCGACUACAUCUCUGUGAGGAAUGGUACUUUGAGAACCAUCUUUUGUAACAUUGUUAGCACAUUGGCUUUGCUUUUGCAGACAGUGCUUCUCACAUGGAAUGACAUGCAUGACAAACGCGUUGAGCGUCUGGUGCAGUUGAAAAAGUCUACUUUGAGCACCUCUUCAUCGUAUAAAGCUAACCAACCUCAGUCGGUACAAAUGGAUUCGAACAUGUUCAAGCUAAAUGAUUCAAGCAGUCUCUCUGAAUACACGGAAUCUGAAAUAAGGUAUGUUACUGAUGACUAUGAGAAGUUGCAAGACAAGUUGCCAGAGCAUGAGCUGAUGCAACUUCAAUCCGAACAGGACUCUCUAGCUGAGGAGCUAAAGAAAGGUACCUUAGAUGCAGUGACACAGAUUGAAUCGUCGAUGCUGGAUGUUGCCAGCAUGGUGCGUGAAAUUGGAGUUCAGCUUUCCAUGCAAAAUGAAAACAUAACAUUGAUGGAUCAACACAAGGAUGAAAUUGUGGGUAACGUCAAAAGUGGUAAUACAGUUUUGGUCAAGGCAAAUGAGAAAAACAGCAAAAGGAAUAAAACACUUGCAUGGGCAAUAUUUUUUGCUGCAUUGAUUUUGUUGAUGGUUGAUUACAUUCUUUAGUUGUCGUAAUUAUAGUUUAUAUAGCAACCUCAUCUAACGAUUUCAUGUUAGGAUAGAUGGGGUCAAGUGAAUACAGAUCAUUCAAAAGAUACUAUCUUGCCAGCACCUACAGUCAUACCCUCCUUUCUGAGUACUAUUCUCUUCAGUUUAUCAAUACCGUGUAAACCGUCCUCAUUCUCAGAUGCCUUUUCUUCAGAUGAUAGUUCUACAAUUGGAACAGGCUUCUCUGUUUCGAUCACAACUCUUGCACGCUGGGAUGAACUUAAAUGCUUCCUUUUCUUGUUUUUCUUAAAUUUUAUAGCCCCGUCAUCACCAGUGAUCUUUGUUUCAACCCAUUCAAUUGCCGAUAACUUUGCGGCAUAUGAAACAUUACCCCGGAAAAGUACAAAUGGAGUAC